AAACAUUCUCAAUAUUCCACGGCUCAUAAUAACAAAAUCAAUACCAUAAUAUUUGACAUUCUGAAUAAAUGACAUUGCAAAUGAAGGAUUAAAAUACUAGAGUAAUCAAAUUCUGAUACGUGUAUAAUUAGAAUUCUCAAAUUUCCUGCCAAGUUGAAUCAAUCAAAUAAUUUAUAUAUAUCAAUGUAUUGUCAGAUGUAGAGUUCGACUGUUUUUUUAAAAAUCUUUUUCAUGUCGAUUAGUGUUUGAGUUUCUCUUGAAAAAAAAAAGACAAUAUUCAAUUGCAUGUUCUAUUUUGAAUUGAAGAUACACACGAGCCUGAUUAUGGGGAUUGCAUGAUUUUCUCUCAUGUUUUACGAGUUUUGUAUUUUAAAAGAAUUUAUCAAAAAAUUUAAAUUUUUCACUCCUUUGUAUCACAAAUAUAAUCACGUCACGAACUGAUACAUCAUAAGUCAUUUUUUUUUAAAUCUUAUCAUAUGGCAAUUAUCUAAAUAUAACUGCAUACGAUAAAUAUACUUCUAAACAUUAUUGUCUAUGGAAUAUUUUCGUUCUAGUUCAUAAAAUUUUAAACGGAUUGAGACAAAGAAUAAUAUUUGAACUACGUGACACCAAAGUAUACAUUACAUUGAAAAUGAAAAAAAGACCCGAAAACCGCACAGCAUGGAAAGAGAGCGAAGAAAAAUGCGCGCGGCGAAGGAAGCAAACCAUUCUUUAUAUUUAUUACAUUUUCUCUUCUCUUUCAAAUCCCAUUUUCUUCUACAUAACUCGGUGAGAAAAUUGCAGUUUACUCCACAAAAAAUGAAGCAUUAAUCAGUGAAUUUUUGAUAUUUUUUUGAGUAAAAAUGGGUGAUUUAGAGAUUCGCUUGAAGGGUUUGAUUCAAUCGGAGUCAAAAUCAAAUGGGGUUCGGUGUUUGAGUUUGAGAAGUAGUGAUUUGUGUCUGAAUUCGAUUGGUUUUGAUGGAAACAAUGGAGGAUUACUCCUCGAGGAUUCGGCCAGAGAAUCCUUCGUUUCGUUAAUUUCUAUGGAAAAUUGUUUUCCUUCCAAGUGUAUGUUACGUGCACGGAGGAGUAGCCGGAGAGGAAGGGGACGGUUUUUGUCGGUGACACUUUCAGAUUCUAAUGAGAUUUUGGGGCAGAAUGGGGAAGCUGCUGUGGCGGAGAGUGAAGUUAAAGUGUGUAAGGAAGUUGAAAAAGUAAAGAAAGGGAAGCUGCAUGGUGGAGCUGGAGCUGGAGGUGCAUUGAAUACUACUAAGCAUCUUUGGUCUGGAGCUGUUGCUGCCAUGGUGUCAAGAACUUUUGUUGCCCCACUGGAGAGACUAAAGCUGGAAUAUAUAGUUCGUGGUGAACAAAAGAAUCUUUUUGAGCUCAUCAAAACAAUUGCAGUUACUCAAGGGAUCAAGGGAUUUUGGAAGGGGAAUUUUGUGAAUAUUCUACGAACAGCUCCAUUUAAGGCUAUCCACUUCUACUCUUAUGAAAAAUACAGAGAUCAUCUGCUCAAAAUAACUGGUAAUGAGGAGGCAACUAAUAUUGAAAGGUUUGUUGCUGGUGCAGCUGCAGGAAUUACAGCUACUGUGCUCUGCAUACCUAUGGACACUAUUAGGACAGUAAUGGUUGCACCUGGGGGAGAAGCCUUGGGCGGCUUAAUUGGUACAUCCCGGCAUAUGAUUCAGACGGAGGGAUUUUUCUCUCUUUACAAGGGCCUAGUACCCUCGAUCAUGAGCAUGGCACCUUCAGGUGCAGUUUUCUAUGGAGUUUAUGAUAUAUUAAAAUCAGCUUAUUUGCAUUCACCUGAAGGGAGGAAAAGACUAGAAAAUAUGAAACAAGGUGAAGACCUGAAUGCCCUGGAUCAACUGGAGUUGGGCACAGUUAGAACUUUGGUAUAUGGGGCAAUUGCUGGUGCUUGUGCAGAAGCUGCUACAUAUCCUUUUGAAGUUGUGAGGAGACAGCUUCAAUUGCAGGUCCGGGCCACUAAGAUGAGUACAUUGGCAACUACCCUAAAGAUCGUUGAGCAAGGUGGUAUCCCUGCACUCUAUACUGGAUUGACUCCCAGCUUAUUACAGGUUUUACCAUCAGCUGCAAUAAGCUAUUUCAUGUACGAAUUUAUGAAGAUAAUUUUGAAAGUGGAAUAAACAUGAGAUUGGGAUUCCUCAAGGUCAUUCCUGGUGAGACAUCCACGCGGACAGUGGUAUGCAAUUUUACCCAUAAGGAGAAUUUCUGGUCCUGUUUUACGAUUGUCUGAACAAGGGUAGGUAAUAAUACAUGUUAUAUAGGAGAAGUUGUAGAGAAUGUUUCCUAGUUCUGGAGCUCUCCCUUUAGUCCAGAGCUUUUUCACCUUUCUUCAUCAAAAAUUGAUACAAGAUGAAAUGUUUGUUGGCUUCAA
Molecule: messenger RNA, 2380 nt
Organism: Solanum tuberosum (potato)
Lineage: Eukaryota; Viridiplantae; Streptophyta; Magnoliopsida; Solanales; Solanaceae
Product: probable mitochondrial adenine nucleotide transporter BTL3
Exons: 4
Coding region: 843-2129 (428 amino acids)
Biological process (GO): transmembrane transport
Source: RefSeq, a predicted model, not a curated record